AUUCUGGGAUAGCUAUACACGGUCCUAACAGGCCGUGGGGUGGAAGAGAAGGUAGGGUCAGACCUGUUUGCAGUGUUGUCGGUCCCAGGAUAUUGGAGAUUCAAGAGGGAUGAGGUCAUAUCUUUUAAGGGACCAGCUGCCUGGUCGCGAGCUGUGGGCAUUCAUCCUCUGGGCUGGGCUGUUGCUCGCCACGCAACUUGCUCUAGGAACUGUGGAGGAAGCCUGCAACUGCAGUACCGCCGUGGCCUUCUCGGAUUUUCAGGCAGCUCCAGCCCUCCAGACAUGCUGUUUGAACUUCACCGGGGCUGAAAUUGGCUCCCUAGACUGGAGCCUCUUCGGUGGAGUAACAGGCCUGAGAGAGCUAUACCUCUCGCACUGCGGCGUGGUGGACAUUAUCAAUGCGCCCGGUGCGCCCGGCAGGCUGGAGAUCUUGCACUUGGAUCACAAUCAGUUGGAAAAGCUUCCAGAAAGUUUCCUAGAAGACGCCCCGCGAUUGAGGGUCCUUCGUUUGGACAGCAACAAGCUUCGCAAGCUGCCCAAAUCCUUCCUGAGAGCUUCCACCCAAAUCCAAGAGAUUCACCUUGGCUUCAAUGACUUGGCCUCCCUUCCCGCCAGUGUCUUUAAGCCCUCUCUCACCAGGCUCGGCCUCGCCAACAAUAGCUGGGAUUGCACCUGCACCUUGCUUGGUGACCUGGAGAAGUAUCCCCCAGAGCCACCCAGUGGGGACAUGCAGGGCCCUGUCGUGGUGUGCAGCACCCCAGAGCGUUACCGCAGCAUGGACAUCCGAGACAUCCGUAAGCAGGAGCUCUGCCGGGCACACAGCUUGACCGCCCUGUUCAUCUGCUUGCCCCUGGUGGUCGUUUUAGCCCUGGUCGCCUGGUGCUUUUGCAGGCAGAAGAGAAAGACGGGCUACGCCCUCAGCCGCAGGCCGGAGUGCCACCUGGCCACAGUGGAGAGGAACGGUGCCAAGGGGUUGGCAGAGCCUCACCGCUACAUCCAGUGUGAGCUGCCCACUGCCCCCGCCGAGAGCGAGAAGAACACGCUGCUGAGGAACCAGGUCCUGCUGAAGCCCUCCACCGCCCUGCUGGGGAGCAACAGGGACCUCUACGAAGAGGUGGAAAUCAAGCUGGGGGCCUUGGACGAUUCCUUUGUGCUGGUCAACGAAGGGAGCCUCAGCCUGGAGACGGGCCCCGCGGGGGCACCGGCGGCAGAGGAGCUGGCGGGCAGCGACCCGGAAGCGGAGACAGUGAGCGUGACGGACGUGCUGAAGGACUCGGUGGACCGAGAGAAGCUCUACAUGGGCCAGGCGGUGGAUUAUUACAACCUGGUGCCUGCCAUUGAGUUGGAGGACUCCGACCAGCAGGAGUACGAGACCAUUGACCUGCACUGAGGCUUGGCCCGUGAGGGGUGUCCCGGGAACCUGGGGCCGUACCCUGCCCUUGCUGACACCCAGCGCGCUCCCGGGGGUGGGAGAGGGUGGGAGCUAGCACGGGAUGCGGCUGGAGGGCAGUGAAUUGAGCUUGUCACUCAAACGACCGUUGUCAUGUCGAUCCAUUGGACUGGAGCGAGAGCGUAUAAAUGUCUGGAAAUGA
Malaclemys terrapin pileata is the source of this 1592-nucleotide messenger RNA. Its product is annotated as SLIT and NTRK-like protein 6. Gene Ontology annotation, cellular component: plasma membrane. The record is from RefSeq and is a predicted model, not a curated record. The transcript is spliced from 2 exons. Bases 110 to 1390 code for a protein of 426 amino acids. Gene Ontology annotation, molecular function: protein binding. NCBI's taxonomy places the organism in Eukaryota, Metazoa, Chordata, Testudines, Emydidae.